Molecule: messenger RNA, 988 nt
Organism: Brassica oleracea var. oleracea
Lineage: Eukaryota; Viridiplantae; Streptophyta; Magnoliopsida; Brassicales; Brassicaceae
Product: dehydration-responsive element-binding protein 2D
Exons: 1
Coding region: 332-952 (206 amino acids)
Biological process (GO): positive regulation of DNA-templated transcription; response to stress
Cellular component (GO): nucleus
Molecular function (GO): DNA-binding transcription factor activity; transcription cis-regulatory region binding
Source: RefSeq, a predicted model, not a curated record
CAGAUGACCUUACCCACUUAUCUAUCUCUCUUUUGUUAUGAGCAAAAUCUCACUUCUCUCUCUCGGUCUGCUGAUCUUACCAUCCUUUGUGCCAAAAAGAGAAGGGUCUCUCAAGAGACAAGUGUUAGGAUUACAAAGACAACACCAGCUUCCCUCUUCUCGACACGACCCUCUGUUACGUCUGCGCCAGCUAUGUCCUCUCCUUGCCAGUUGCCACGUUUUAAUACUCCCUUCUACUAUAUAUACACACACUUACAUUUCCUCAUGUCUUGCCUAGUCACUCACCAAAAGUCGUCAAAUAACAACUCCUUCGAGCUGUCAACAUCAGCAUAUGUCAUCCAUAGAAUCAAACGUAAUGAUGGUUGGUGCAAAUAAGAAACAACGAACGGUCCAAGCUAGUUCAAGGAAAGGCUGUAUGAGAGGAAAAGGUGGACCUGAUAACGCGUCUUGCACAUACAAAGGCGUUAGACAACGCACUUGGGGCAAAUGGGUCGCUGAGAUCCGUGAGCCUAACCGAGGAGCUCGUCUUUGGCUCGGCACUUUCGACACCUCCCGAGAGGCUGCCCUGGCUUAUGACUCCGCAGCUCGUAAGCUCUAUGGGCCUGAGGCUCACCUCAAUAUCCCUCAUGAGCCCGUAAGAAGUUACCCCGAAACGACACAAACGCCAAGCAGCAACUCGGGUGGAAAAAGCGACUGCUGGGUCAACAAGGAGUCGCCUUGUUCAUCUAACGAGAUGUCAUCGUGGGGAACAAGAGAGGAGAUAUCAUGGGAAAAUAUGAACGCUGAUUUGCCGGUAACGGAUGAUUCUUCUAUAUGGGAAGAAGCUACAAUGUCGUUAGGGUUUCCGUGGGUUCAUGAAGGAGAUGAUAAUUUUUCUGCGUUUAAUACUUGUAUUUCCGGUGGCUAUUCUAAUUGGGAUUCCUUUAAUUUCCCCACUUUGAGGUUUCACUAAACUCUCUUAAUUAUAAAGACCUUAUCAUAUACAAUA